Archocentrus centrarchus (flier cichlid) is the source of this 1643-nucleotide messenger RNA. RefSeq lists its product as uncharacterized. Lineage: Eukaryota; Metazoa; Chordata; Actinopteri; Cichliformes; Cichlidae. The record is from RefSeq and is a predicted model, not a curated record. Gene Ontology annotation, molecular function: protein binding. The transcript is spliced from 2 exons. The coding region runs from base 112 to 1371 and encodes 419 amino acids.
GAGCAGUAAGCGUGGUUUAUGGCACUGCCCGGUGUUUAGAGAGGUUUUGGGGCUGCAAACGUGAGACGGUGUUAGUCAUUCAGCUCAGACACCUGUCCGCAGAGCAAAGUAAUGGCACAGAAGCCUCAGAAAUUGCCUCCUGAAAUUUGGAACAAUGUUUUUGGGUAUCUGUCAGCAGCAGAAAAGUUCAACGUCAGGGCAACCUGCAAGUUUUUCAAGACCAUUGUCGAUCACCGGUCUCUCUGGAAAGACUGGACGGUGGUUUUGGAUUUUAAAAAUGGCUCUUAUAACAAGAAGUUCUGGGACACUCUCCGUCAUAGACACGUGUCCAGCGUGGUGGUGAAGAGCACCAAGAUGAAACACUGGAAACAGCUCGCUCUGUUCCUUCCUAUUCUCACUACGGUGGUCAUGGACCAAAGCUCCCAGGAGUGCUUCAGCUGCUUGACGGGCUUCCCAAAUAUGAGACGUCUGGUUUUAAGAAACAACUCCUCUGAUCUUUUGUUGGACAUUUCCAGAUUCCCACUGUUUCUUCCCGAGAGGCUGACUUACUUAAGCAUGUGCGGUGUUAUGUUCCCCACCACGUCAGUGAGUAAAUUCAUUUCUGUGCUGUCCCAGUUUAAAAACAUCGAAUCUCUGAUCUGCCUGCAUAAACUGAAGCAUCUCUCCUUGUCAGGUGUGCAUAUAUUGUGUACCUAUCGUCACAGUGAUCCUAAGCCAAGUUUAGGUCCCUCAGUGGAAGCUGAUGCACUAGCCCUGUCUAGUUUGGAGCUUAUCGACUGCAUGGAUCCUUCGCUGCCAGCUCAUGGGUUGAGGUUCCUGCCUGGCCUGAAAAGUCUGGCUGUUUUCUACAAGCAUUCACAUCAUGACAUUCCAGAAAUGUGGUCACUGUCUCCUUGUCGCCUCAAAACAUGGCUGCAUGACCUACCUCAACUGUCGACCCUGAUCAUUGUUAAGGGCCCCCCUGUUAAUAAAUACAUCACCUCCAUUCCAGCCACAGUGACCAGUCUCACGCUGUGUGUUGCAGGACUCACCUCUGAAGACAUGGCAGCCAUUGCGGUGCAGGUGCCAAAUCUUCACCACCUCCAUGUGGACCCCUGGCCCUCGCAUCUGGGAGCUCACACUGCUGAUCUCCCACGGCUGUUUCCGAAGCUCAAAAGUCUCAAAAUCCGUCACGAGCACGUACCAGAGGGAGAUUUCUUGGAGCUUUGUCACCUGCAAGACCUGAAACAUUUGGAGAUUCUGGACAACACCCCACAGCUGUCUGCGCUCACUGGCAAGCUUCAAGCUCUCACCGAGUACAGACUUCAGAUCAGAACCUUUCCUUACCAAAGAGAUGUGCUGUCCUGUCCUUGUGUUUCUCAAGUUUAUUGAUCAGGUGAACUGACAGGUUUUUAUUUGAAGAGUGGAAACAUGGACAACUGCUCAUAAUCAAAGUUUAAUGAACUUUUUGAGGUAGUUUUAUUUAAUCUCAGGAAUCCAAAGUGCCUUGCCGUAGUUUAGACUAUUUAACUUAUUCAGUGGAAUCAAACCCUUGUAAAGGUUUAAAUCAAUCACUGUUCUUUUACUUAAGCAGACAUGCACCUGUUUUAAGAUCAUAAGCUGAAAGGGUGGAACCAACAUAAAUUUUGUCUACCAAAUAUAAU